Molecule: messenger RNA, 1197 nt
Organism: Drosophila bipectinata
Lineage: Eukaryota; Metazoa; Arthropoda; Insecta; Diptera; Drosophilidae
Source: RefSeq, a predicted model, not a curated record
GGAGAUCCAGUCGCGAAAAGAUGCUGAAGUGGGCCGUCAACCAGCCGAGGCCUUCAUACUUGGCCCGGGAUGAGCUGCUCUUGGCCGGAACGACGGAAUCCAAAGGAGUCACCAGCUACAGCGAGUUCCACGCCCUCCGGGGCAAGCUGAAGAGGAAGUCCUUAAGCGCCGUGAUGCCCUGCCCGGGCAAGGAGAACCAGAUGACCUCCACUCCGCUGCCGGCCAGCUCGCUGAUGCCGCGGUCUCCGCUGCUCAAGGACCUGAGCAAUAUCCUGGCUACCCCAACAUCUCAGGGCGAGAAGAAGGAAGGAGUUGCCCUUGGAGCAGUACCUACCACCAUCGGAGGAGCUCCGAAGUACGCCUGCACGCUGCCCACCUUCGAGGCGGAGUACUCCCCGAGCUCCGUCAUCCCGGGGCCUCUGAUCGCCCUGCGCGGAGUCGGAAUCCCAGACAGCUACUUUGAGAAGCCGCGCUACCUGGAGCAGAAGCCCCUUCCCGCCCCCACCCAGGCCACCACCAACCAGACCAGGUCCUCCAGCCAAAUGGGAGACGUGACGCUGGAGAGGAUGAUCGACGCCAUCCUGGAGAGCAACCGGAAGACCACCAACAUCCGACCCCCACGGCAGCACAGGCACCGGCAUCCGUUGCACCACCUGAAGGGCACCGCCUCCUCUGCCGCCACCCACUCGCCCACCUACCGCCCCGCCUUUGAUCCCGCCAGCGACCUGCGGGAGUACUGGAAGUCGCCCUCGCAGCGGGAGACCUCCCUGACGCGGUUUGAGGAGCGGGAGGUGUGCUCCCCCGCCCGCAAUCCCGGCCAGAGCCGCAAGCGCCACUCCCUGCAAGGCCUGAGGAGGCAGCGGGUGGUGAGGCGCAAGCGAAAGAUCACCACCAAGAUCUCCUCCAGCGUCCGGCAGUCGGCCCAGAAGCUCCUGGCCGCUGCAAAGUCCGGAGGAUCGACUGCAAAAAGGCGCCACAUCAGCCCGGACAGCGGACACAACUCCACGAGUGACCUGGAGGAGGAGGAGGAAGCAGGGCUGGGUGGAGAGGAGCUGGAAGCAGCCUGCCAUCUGGAGGCCAUGUGGCUGCCCUCCCACCCGGCCAGGGACGCCACCAAGAGAAGGCUCAGCUUUUCGCUGGCGGAUCACAGCUGAUCCUUCUGGGUUAUUCCUAAUUUUUUUUUACACUUUUUUUUAU